This is a messenger RNA of Callorhinchus milii (elephant shark), 9434 nucleotides long. Its product is annotated as homeodomain-interacting protein kinase 1. The coding region runs from base 372 to 4031 and encodes 1219 amino acids. Gene Ontology annotation, biological process: peptidyl-serine phosphorylation; peptidyl-threonine phosphorylation; intrinsic apoptotic signaling pathway in response to DNA damage by p53 class mediator. Gene Ontology annotation, cellular component: PML body; cytoplasm; nucleus. The record is from RefSeq and is a predicted model, not a curated record. NCBI's taxonomy places the organism in Eukaryota, Metazoa, Chordata, Chondrichthyes, Chimaeriformes, Callorhinchidae. The transcript is spliced from 16 exons. Gene Ontology annotation, molecular function: ATP binding; protein serine/threonine kinase activity; protein tyrosine kinase activity.
UUUCUUUGUUUAUGCAGGCUUCUGCUCGAAACUAAGGCACGCUGCCUCCGGUCAUCUCAGUGGAGACGUACAGACUGUCAAGUAACCGUUAAGUUGUAAAACAUCCAUUGUGGAACAUAAGGAAGAAGAGGUCUGGAGAAGCUGUGGUUGUCUGAACAAAAGGCACCUUGAAGGUUGUGCUGCUUGUGCUAGUAUUUGCUGUGGGUAGGCGUUGCUGCUGGAGACCUGGGUCAGGGCGAGACCUGGGUCAGGGCUGACCAACUGACGUUGGAUAGAAAGACAGACAGUCUGGCUACUACGGGGCUAUUGUCUGGGAGAAGAGUUGCUGGUAAGCUGCCUGUGGAGUGGCGUGACUGCUGCUUAUACAAGGUAUGGCCUCACAACUGCAAGUGUUUUCACCGAUGUCAGUAAAGUCCAGUGCCUUCUGUAACGUGAAGAAAUUGAAAGUGGAGCCCUCAAACUGGGAUGCAGGACAGGGCACGGCCACAAAAUAUUGCAAUCUGAGUGAAAACCCACCAGUGACUCCAGGACAAGGAAACUCAUCACAUCAGCCAUCUAACAGUCUCCUCUCUUAUGACCAGGGCGUACAGCACCCAACCACGUCUGGGCGUAUCUUGGUUCCGAGUGCUGAGAGCGUGAGCAGUUCGACAGCACUCUCUGUGGGGUUGUCCAAUGGAGUUCAGAGUUUGACGCGUAGGAGCACAGUCAAAUUGUUGGAUACGUAUCAAAAAUGUGGUUUGAAGAGAAAAAGUGAGGAGAUUGAUAGCAGCAGCAGUGUGCAAAUAAUUGAGGAACAUCCGCCUCCGAUGCUUCAGAACAACACAGGCAGGACUGCGGUGGGUAAUGCUGCCACCACCACCACAUCUACUGUGACUUCAAAGAAUGGCAGCUCCAGUAAUGAGGGGGAUUAUCAGCUGGUUCAACAUGAAAUACUUUGCUCAAUGACCAAUAGCUACGAAGUAUUAGAGUUUCUGGGCCGUGGCACAUUUGGUCAGGUGGUAAAAUGUUGGAAAAGGGGCACUAAUGAAAUAGUGGCUAUCAAGAUCUUGAAGAACCAUCCGUCCUAUGCACGGCAGGGACAGAUCGAGGUGAGCAUUCUAACUCGGCUGAGCACUGAGAGUGCUGACGAUUACAACUUUGUCCGCUCCUAUGAGUGCUUUCAGCACAAGAACCACACCUGUCUGGUUUUUGAGAUGCUGGAACAGAAUCUGUACGACUUUCUCAAACAGAACAAGUUCAGCCCUUUGCCAUUGAAGUACAUUCGACCUAUCCUGCAACAGGUGGCCACUGCCUUAAUGAAACUAAAGAUCCUUGGCCUGAUUCAUGCAGACCUUAAACCAGAGAACAUCAUGCUGGUGGAUCCACAACGUCAGCCCUACAGGGUGAAGGUUAUAGACUUCGGUUCAGCCAGUCAUGUGUUAAAAGCUGUUUGUUCCACGUAUCUUCAGUCUCGGUACUACAGAGCUCCUGAGAUUAUUCUUGGGCUGCCGUUCUGUGAAGCAAUUGACAUGUGGUCACUGGGCUGUGUGAUAGCAGAGAUGUUUUUGGGAUGGCCAUUGUAUCCAGGAGCGUCAGAGUAUGAUCAGAUUCGCUACAUUUCUCAAACACAAGGUUUACCAGCUGAGUACUUGCUAAGUGCAGGAACAAAGACGACAAGGUUUUUUAACAGAGAUCCAGAUUCGGGAUAUCCAUUGUGGAGACUUAAGACACCAGAAGAACACGAGUUAGAGAUGGGAAUUAAAUCGAAGGAAGCCAGAAAGUAUAUUUUCAACUGUUUGGAUGAUAUGGCACAGGUGAAUAUGCCAAAUGAUUUGGAGGGAACGGACAUGUUGGCGGAGAAGGCAGACCGAAGGGAAUAUAUUGAUUUGUUGAAGAAAAUGUUGACGAUAGAUGCUGACAAGAGAAUUGACCCGUUAAAAACCUUGAACCAUCCAUUUGUUACAAUGACACAUCUACUUGACUUUCCCCAUAGCAAUCAUGUGAAGUCCUGCUUUCAUAAUAUGGAGAUUUGCAAACGGCGAGUGAACAAUUAUGACGUGGUAAACCAGAAUAAAAGCCCGUUUAUUGCACACGUUGCCCCAAACACAAGCACAAAUCUGACGAUGGCCUUCAACAACAUGCACAAUCAGGCCAGCACGCUAGCUUCUACCUCUGCAACAGCUGCAAAUUUUUCCUUGACCAACGCUGACGUCUCUCUGCUCAAUUACCCAUCUGCCAUCUACCAGCCUACAGCAGCACCUAUGGCGGCAGUUGCACAGCCCAGCAUGCCUUUGCAGGCUGGACCCACACAGCUGUGCGCACAGCCUGACCCAUUCCAGCAAGCCCUCAUUGUGUGCCCAGCAUUUCAAGGGCUGCCACCAUCUGCAAAGCAUUCUGGCUUUUCUGUCAGAGUGGAGAAUGCGAUGCCUGUCGUGCCACAGGCACCUGCUCCACAGUCCAUUCAGAUUCAGCCCAGUGUGCUCACGCAGGGCAGCUGCACACCGCUGAUGGUGGCCACUCUACAUCCUCACGUUGCCACUGUUGCUCCGCAGUAUGCGGUUCCUUUUACCCUGAACUGCACAGCCGGCCGGCCUGCGCUGGUCGACCAGACGACCACAGUACUGCAGGCGUGGCCUGGAGGAACCCAGCAAAUCCUUUUGCCGUCAGCUUGGCAGCAGUUGCCUGGAGUGGCUGUCCAUAACCCAGUCCAGCACGCCACUGUGAUACCAGAAACAAUGACUAGCACUCAGCAACUUGCAGAAUGGAGAAACGCACAUACAGGCCAAUAUAAUGCCAUCGUGCAGCAGCCAUCUUUGUUGGCUAGUCAUGUGACUUUAGCAGCUGCACAGCCCCUGAAUGUUGGCGUUGCCCACGUGGUCCGCCCACAGCAAAGCUCCACCACCACAUCCUCCAAGAGGAGCCGGCAGCAGCACACAGCAAGGUAUAAACCAGCAGUGACCUCAUCUUCUGCCAGGAAUCUCUCUGUGUUGGACAUCACUCCCUCCCAGACGUACAUGGUGGUUCAGAACAGCCCUGCCAGUGUAUCGUCCCCAUACACCAGCACAACACACGAUAACCAGCGGCAACCCAUUGUGAUUCCUGACACACCCAGUCCGGCUGUCAGUGUCAUCACCAUCCGCAGUGACACUGAUGAAGAGGAAGACAAUAAGUACAGGCUUGGGAGCUCCGGUGCGAAACCACGAUCCAAUGUUAUCAGUUACGUCACAGUCCACGAUUCACUAGAGUCUGACUCGUCCAGUAGCAGUAGUCCUUACUCCGAGCGGUUCGGAGCAGUUCACGGUAGCAGCAGCCUCCUAGAUGUUUGCAAAAAUGUUUUGGAUACUGGUCAUAGUGCAAGUUCUCGGACUAUCAUUGUACCCCCUCUGAAGACUCAAGUCAACGAUAGCAUUGUAGAAAACAACAGUUUGUCAGGCUUUCUCUCAAACGUUUACAAGGCUAAAACGGGCUUGGCUAUGAAUGGGCAUUCCUCAAACACCACCAUGCCAACCAUGUACCGGCAGCAGCGCUCCGCCAUCAGCACUCUGCAGCCCCUGAACCUCAGUCAGGCCCAACAAUCUGGAUCCAUAUCUCAAGAACGAAGUGUGAAUCCUGCUCCCCGCAGGCAACAAGCCUACGUGACACCCACCCUGGCUCAGGCUCCUUACACUUUCCAACAUAACAGCCCUUCGCACCCGGGUGUUCACCCUCACCUGACUGCAGUGUCGGCUGCCACGCACCUUUCAGGACAGCCUCAUAUGUAUACCUACGCCCCAGCUGCCUUGGCGACCACCAGCUCCAUGGCCCACCUCCUGAACCCACAAGGCUCCUCCCGGCACGCCCUGCAACAGGCCACGUAUGCAGCUCACCCAACCAGCCUGCUCCACCAGGUGCCAGUCAGCAUGGGGCCCAGUCUGCUGCCAGCCUCCAGUGUGGCUCCUAGCCAGUACCAGCAUCAGUUUGCCACCCAGUCGUACAUUAAUGCCUCCAGAGCCCCUGCUCUUUACACUGGUUACCCACUCAGCCCUAAAAUAAAUCCGUAUUCUUACCUGUAGAUCUCUCACUCACAAUGUGCUGUGCUACUGUAUGGGAUCUAGACCAAUUCUGUAUGAAGGAGGAGUGCACUUCAUUCCAUUUGACCGAAAUUCUCCUGUGGUGGCUGGUCAGGCGUGUUCAGCAAUCUGCAGUGCAGGAGACGAGUGUUUUUAACCUGUCAUUUUCUUUUCCCCAUGGAUGAUGGAUAUAGAUCAUGAUUUUAAAUGUAUUUUAAAAUGGUUUGGGAGUUUAUUUUUAAAGGACAAAUUAAUGUUUGUUUUAAACGUAUUGUUGCUUUUCUUUACCAGCCUCUCGCCUGAACACACUGAUAAAUCUGUUAACUUUAAAUGGGUUUAUGCUGCUGAAAGUGUUAAUACUAUAGCGUGGGAAGUUCAUAGAAUACAUUUUAUAGCUCUAUUACAUAGUGACAGUGGUGAGUAAUGGAUGUCCUGGUUUGCUUGGCUAGCACUUUGAAGCCUGGAUUAACCCUGAUGUGUGUUAACUCACUAAUGAACACCUUCAGGCACAUUGCUGAUUCGUGGUACUAUUGGGCAUUUGAGAAGAGGUUCCAAAUUUCCAACCAAUACUCAAUUGUCUAUGAAAUAGGCAAAACCGAAAUUGUCUCAAUUUUAGGAUAUUGUCAUAACUUGAAAGCAUACUAAUGCAGAAUUUUCUUCCAGUAUUGGUUUGUGCAAGCGGUAGAGGAUGCAAUUACGUGCGAAAGCAGGAAUUGGAAAGCUAAGGCUGCUUUUGUCGGGAUUAAACCUUUCAGCCAAUGGCCGUAUACUGCUGAAACUACCCCCUGUGCGGGAUUAGUAACUUAUUUAAAGCUGUAGAUUCAAUCAUUAUUUCAGUGAAUGUUUUGAACCAGUUUGCUUUGUGAACUUCACCUGCCAAUAUCUUCAUGGUGGUUGAUCAGGAGCAUGCAAUCAUGUGAUUGCUUAUGGAUGUGCAGCCAAUGGGUGAAUUGGGAAACGUCUGAUUUUGAUGGGUGGGGAGGGAGGGAAAGAGCGUUCAUAGAGGUUAGUGACUGCUGAGCUGUGAGAUGUGCUAAGUUAUCACUUGACGUGAUCCAUGAUUUAUUCCCUUCAUGUGGAGGAGAACCGCAUUCUCACCAUGUGUGGGCUCUUGAGUGCAUAUGUACUGAAGCGUAUCUGCUCCUGGAUUGCUGGCGUGUUGCAUAUCACUGCUCUUGGAGCACUGUUCAGUUCCUGAUAAUGCUACUUCCUAAAAGUGAGGAACUGUCAUGAAAUUGUGUCCUUAGUAGCGUCUGGAAGUGUUCAGAACCCAGCCUGAGUCCUGCCUGGAGUGUAGUGUGCCACACAGGCUGCUGAAAGGCCUUCAAUCACCAGCAGGUGUGGCACUGUCCCAUGUUUGGGUAAAAAACAGUGGUGAUUACUGGAGCAAUACCCUCUGUACAUAAGAGCCUGGUUGGUUUAUUGUAAUGAGUAAUAAGACUUCUGCACCAUCACAGCAGGAGCAGGAAAGGUGUGUAAUUCCGAGCUUUCAACAGAUUUAGCUGCAACAAUCUUGUUGAUGAAAUGUCAAUUAUGAUACUUGAAUUCUGUAUUUUAGUAGUCUUGUUUUAAUUCCUUGACAGCCUGAAAGGGGAUUUUUUUACAUACACAGCUCAGCUUGCAGAAGAAUUAGGUUGGAACGUGUUGGAAUGUACACGCAGUGUCAUUAAAUGCAUUUUGGAACUUUUUAAAAACGUUGCAGCACUGACAAAACAAAGCGAUUGUUAAAGUGGUUGCAGAAGCCCGCACCUAUGUGUUCUGAAUGGAAGUAGUUCUUUGACUCAGUUUUUGCACAAGUGUGAAUGUUGUGGGGGUUUAUUUGAUGAGUUAUUUCCCCUAGUAGUGCCUUAACAGAUUUUUACAUAGUAUGUUGAAUUAAUACUCCUACACUGUGCUUUAGAAAUCCCCACUUGUUGCAGUUAGCAAAUUGUUGGACUCGUGCAUAAAUGUAUUUGGAGGACUUUUUGGAGAGUACAAAACAGUGAUGGGGGAAAGUAGCACCGGAAAAGAGUAUUGUGCUGUCAAAACUGAAUUUAAAUCAUUUUUAAUCUUUAGUCUUUUUAAAAUUCAGUUGAGUAUUUUAAUUGAAAUUCCCUUUAGUUAAAAAGGGAAGUGAAAUUGAAGCAGUGUUGUUUUUUCCUCUGAAGCUUUUAAUUUUCAUUACCAAGUUGGCACAUAUAAUCCGCUCCUUUUAAUGCAGGAAGCUAGUUAGAAUGUGAAACUGCAUGUAUCUGUGUACUGUCUUAUUAACUUUGUUCCUUUAUUAUGUUGCUUAGUGUGGCUGAGCAAACCGUGUUUUGUGUGUGGGUAGUGCAGUAUUUUGUUUUUUUAAUGAGUUUUGGACAAGAAAAAUUAUGUGCAAUUAGCUUUAGGUGUUUGCAUUCCUAGAUGUGUUUUUUAUUACUUUUUUUUAAAAGUAGUUUAUGGAUGCUACAGUUCCUUGUGACCGUCCGGUGCAGUUCUAUGUUAACCCUGGGAGGCCCCUGGCUGGGGUGUCGCGCAGGCCACUCUGUAGAUGGCCUGCAAAGCUCAUGUACAUCACACCAAAGAAAGCCCAUUUACUCUGCCUCCCCUCACAGGGCAUGAAAUCAGGGGGAAUCACACAACAAAAUUGAAAGUUCUCUUUUAAAACAUUUCAGCCGGGUGUCUGACACACGGGGAAACCCAUCACCAGGCUUAAAAAUAUCCGCACCAACCUGAGAAUUCCCACCCACACUUGGAAAUUCAUUUAAAAAGUCUGUCGUAACCCGCAAGCCAUUCCAGGAGGCUAUGUAAUCCAACCUGCUGCUCAGUGCUAUGUCUUUAAAACGUCCAGCACACACUUCUCCUUUCUCUUCAAAAUGUUUUUUUUAUAAAGUCAUUUAAUUAGUGUCGUUCUCUUUCUGUAUCUCCCCCCACCUCCCCCAUUUCAUGCACUGGUUACAAAGGAUUUGAUGUGUGCUCAGUAGAAGGCCCUCAGAGAAAAGUGUGUAUUGUUCACUGGUGUAGCAGGAUUCAGUGACAAUGCUGGGAAGGAAACGGUGGUGGUUGGGUUGUUUCUGUAGCAAACCUUUAAUCCUGUAACCUGUUGGAGUGGGCAGACUUUUUGGAGCAGUUUUAAUCAGUUAGUGAGAAAUGAUCAUUUAGUUCAUGGAAAUGUACUGGACAAGAAUCCUGUUUUUACAAAACAACUUUUUAAGUGCUCUAAAGUGCCACUUAAUCAGCAUCACAUGGUCAGGUUACUGUUUCUGCACAAUCUUUACAGUAGGUGUUCUAUCUUGUGCACCGUAUAGGUAUGUACAUGUCAUAGGUUGGAAUGUCGUGUGGUUUCCAGUUGUUGACGCCCUGUUCUGAUCAAGCGGACUGAAGGUAAUUGAUGUUGGAAUGAUUUGUUUCAAAAGGAAACUUUUCGGAAUGGGAACAAAGUGUGUGAGAGAAAGAGAGAGAGAGAGAGAGAGAGAGAGAGAUAUCCUCCUUGGCAUUUGGCUUCUCGCAGGUAACGGUGUGCAGAGCUCUGAACCCCAACAAACCACCUUUAAUCUUGACUUCAAGGAAUAUUGUUGAAGUUGAAGGUAUAAGAGUGUCUGGAGGUGUUGCCUUGACCCUGUUAUGUGGUCCAGCUUAGUCCUGUGUAGAUACAAGUUUGGCACCCAAUCAUAAUGGAACAAAUGUACUGAUGGGAGCUAAUUCCAUGCCCCUGUGGGUUGUUUUUGGUGCUGGAGCCUUUGAUUGUCUGGAGUCUGUCAUCUGUGCAACGUGUAGGAUUUCUGAUGUGCUCAGUGCUGACUCUUGCCUUUUCUGAAACUACAAGUUAUUGGCGUGAUGUGGCAUAUUAUAGUUUUGGUCUGCUGCGUGCUUUUUAUUGGUGCAUUUAAGUGCUUAUUUAGGGUCACCCAAUAUAAGGCCAUUUUGAGCUGACGUUCAUCCUUAUGCCAGAUUAUUAAAUGGCUUAAAAUCCGGUGGCACGUGUUGAUAGGUUAGUAACUGAGGCCAAAGGGCUGUACACGUCUGUGUUCUGCCAUUGGGGGUAAUGCCCAUUGUUUUUCCCUCUCUAAACGCUGUGUGCCUGCCGUUUCAUGGGCAGCUCAAUUAGAUGCCCAGGUGAGAGCCAUGAACCAGGGAGUUUUUUAAUAUCAGAUUCUGGAUGGUUGUGUAAACUGUUUUGGGGAGGGAUAAUCUGAUCUCUAGCACAGGGCUUCGAUGGGAACUUUCUGUGGGAUUUUAUUGUGGAAAGGAGCGAAAUGCCAAAUUUUGGACAUUUUUAAAAUUUUUAUUUAUGGAAACAUUUGCCCAAGGAAUAAUGCUGGUUUCUGACCAUAUAAACGCAGGUCAAACUUGAUCUGUUGGUGAACCUGCAAAGUGUCCGCGCACCUUUAGUACUAUUUAGUAACAAAAACUUGUCUGUUUUGUACGGAAGCUAUCUGUAUCCUGUGUAAGUCAUUUAGCAUCUAUAAUGUCCAUUUAAAGAGAUAGGCCUGCACUGGGUUUGUUUGAACAUCAUGGGUUGACGUGAGACUAACUCAUCUAAUGAACCACGUCACUGCUGUCUUCAGUAGAAAGGCAGAUUGAUUUUUUUUCGCGUGAAAGGACACUAGAGGGCAGAAGGAAAUCGAGACCGAACUUAAUUACAGGUAACUUCCAAAGUAGUUCUGGCAGCCAUUUGUUGUGUAUUUUUAUAUAUUAGAGGACUUUGAUUUAAGCUUCUGUGGGGAAUGGGUGUUGAACUGAUCCAGUAGAGCAAACUGAUGAGAUAUUUUUUAAACACCCUGUGUAGGCUGCAAAAGGACUGUCUCUUUAAAAUAUAUAUAUAUUAUAUAUAUUUAGGGUUGACUUAUAUAUGGUUACAUAUAGGUGUGUCUUUAUUUACUGUUGGCUGCAGCAUGUUUCCUUUAUUUUGCUGUCUGUUUCUGCAUUUACCAAUGCUAAUCAUAUGUGGGUGAACGUUAGUAUUUUUUACUAGAAUGAUUGUAGCGAAUGCCACAAUGUUAGUAGCCUACGUGCUUGUAUCAUUGAUAUUGCUAUAAUAGAUUAUUUGACUGGUUUGUAUAAUGUUAUUUGCUACACUAGUUCUUGUAUGAACUGCAGUUUCUUACUUUUUGAUAUAGCUAUGUGAUUAUCACAUGUAAUGUGUAGGCAGCUCAUAGAAACGAUUGAUCUUUCUAUGCUAGUCUGGCAGUAAAACUGUAGAGGUUAUUGUAAAAAAAUAAUAAAUUUAACAAAAGAGAUUAUAGUUAUUUAAAAAAAAGUUCAUAAUACUAACUUUAAACUGGGAAAGGGGGGUCAUUGUGAUGAAACUGUUUUAUCUUGUAAUUCACUGUUAUAUUGUCUUUGGUUUCCAAAGUAGCUUGUCUUCUGAUUGAAGUAUUUUCUACAUACAGUAUGUUAGAAACGCAUUGAAUUACCAAUAAAAUGGGUUACAUUUGUGUA